AUGGCGACCACCGAGGCUGGCGGUGGAGACAUGGAACGCCGCCCAUUGUUGAGACGCUCCUCUACUGGCCGCAACACGGUCGAAACUGCCGACAAUGUGUCCCUUAAAGAGCAUACCAAUUUCUCAAUUUACAUCGUUGUAUUAUUGCUUGCUAUAUUCGCAAUGUUUCUUGGCGAGUCUUUUCAAGAACCGGCCUUUGGGGAGAUAGAAGAGGGCAUCUUUUGUCGGGAAUACUUUUCCAACGUCACCGACACCGCAAAUGACCCGCGAUGCAAGGACCAGCGCAUUCAGUCGAAUAUAUCCAUGUUGGAGGCUGUAGAAGCGACCAUUAGAUUUGCAGUUUCUCUUCUUACCGGUAUUCCUUAUGGUAUUGUUGCUGAGAGGUUCGGUCGCCGACGCGUACUUGUCGUUAGCAUGAUUGGCAUGGCAUUGAGAUACCCACUUGAUUUGAUAGUUUGUGCGUAUUUCCAGAUCAAGCUUUUCCCCAUACGAUUUUAUUGGCUUGUGGCCCUUGUAACUGGUUUGGGAGGAGGAAUUACCGUCUUCAUGGCGAUAGUAUACACCAUUCUAAGCGAUAUAAGUACCCAAACACAACGGUAUGCUGCCACCGUCUAUUUUUAUGUUUCUGCGAUAUUCGCUGGUACACCGAUUAUUGGAAAUCCUCUUGCAUAUCUUGCAAUGAAGCGUGGACCGUGGUUUUCGUCUUAUAUAUCGAUUGCUUGUAAUCUUGUUGCAGUUCUUUUAACACUUCAAAUCCCAGAGACGAAACAUGUCGCGAGUUCGCAGAACGGAGGCUUAGAGAAUGAUAAUAGUGCGGAAACAGAGAACUCGUCAAGCCAAAACAAUGAAACACUUCCCACACUUUCCAAAGCCAACAUUCUAUCUUCAGCUAGAGAUGGCAUUAUCUCGUUACGCGGUAUCAUUUGGGACAACAAAAGAUUAAGCACUGUAUUAUGCUCAACCCUGUUUACGAGGUUGGGCAGCUAUACACAUGCUUUGCUAAUGCAGUACAUCGCCAACUUGGUAAUAACGCUCAGGUUCUUGAGUAAGCUAAUACUCGUCCUGUUCGUCUUGCCUGUUGCUAGUCACCUUCUUCUACGGGCCCAUGUCUCACCGCUUGCCAAGGACCUGCUGCUGGCGCGAUGUUGCAUCGUGAUUACAGCUGUAGGAGCAUUUGGCAUUGCGUCAGCUGCCACACCAGCUGUACUAGUAGUGUUUCUUGUCCCCUUUGCUUUUCUCGAGGGAUUCAAUGCAACCGUGAAGAGCUUCCUAGCACAGCUUGCGGGAGGCGACCGAACUGCUAUUGUUUUCACGGCAGUAGGUGUAUUAGAGAAUGUGGGAGUGUUAUUGGCUGGCCCAGCUAUUGCUGGCACAUUCAGCGUUGGCCUUCGGUGGGGAGAACAAUGGUAUGGGCUCCCUUUUGCGGUAGCUGGGGCUAUGUUUAGUGUUGCUGCUGUCAUGGUCCUGAGCAUCCGAAUCUACAGCGAAGAUGCAGCUGAGCGGGAAUAA
Molecule: messenger RNA, 1509 nt
Organism: Pochonia chlamydosporia 170
Lineage: Eukaryota; Fungi; Ascomycota; Sordariomycetes; Hypocreales; Clavicipitaceae
Product: MFS transporter
Exons: 4
Coding region: 1-1509 (502 amino acids)
Biological process (GO): transmembrane transport
Cellular component (GO): membrane
Molecular function (GO): transmembrane transporter activity
Source: RefSeq, a predicted model, not a curated record